Aphidius gifuensis is the source of this 3337-nucleotide messenger RNA. Its product is annotated as phospholipase A1 member A-like. The record is from RefSeq and is a predicted model, not a curated record. The coding region runs from base 616 to 1728 and encodes 370 amino acids. Gene Ontology annotation, molecular function: lipase activity. The transcript is spliced from 7 exons. NCBI's taxonomy places the organism in Eukaryota, Metazoa, Arthropoda, Insecta, Hymenoptera, Braconidae. Gene Ontology annotation, biological process: lipid metabolic process.
ACUCUAAAUAAAAAUAAAAAAUUUCUUGAAAUUUCUCAUUCUCGAUUAAGGUCGAAUUUGUAAUUUUUUUUUUAUUCGCCUAUGCGUAAUAUUGACAUUUUUUAGUUUAUAUUUUUCAACAACUUGAUUAAAAAAUUCUUCAAGUAGGUCAUUGAAUAGUUUAACUUUUAACUUGACUUGAUUAAAAUUGUCCUUGUCUAGGUCGGAAAUAAAUUGAAUAAAUUUUCAUAUAAAAAUACAACAAAUGAUAUAAGAAAAAAAUAAAAAAAAAAAAAUAAACUUGUUAAAUCCCCAAUCAAGAAAACCGGCAUGUACUUUUAACGCAUGUAUCCGCGAACCGGGGCACACACGCGGCUGGACCGUGAAGGAGGAAGCGUUGUUUUUGUUGUUGUUGUUGUUGCUCGUGCUGCUGCUGUUGCUCGUCGCUAGUUUACUUUCUAAAUUUUCAUUGUAACAUUUUGCCUUUUGCAAUUGUACACAUAAACUGUAAAUUACUUUUACUCAAAUUAUUUUUUUCAUUUAAUUUAACAAAUAUAAUCAAGUUUUAUUUUUUUAAAUCAUCGCAGUUACUGUUGCACCUCCGAUGUUAUAUCAUGAAAUUGUCGAGUGCCCGAGAUGGCGAUCAGUGAUUUAAUAUUAAAAUUUUUUAUAUGUUUGUUUUUUAUUUUUUUAACAUUUUUUCUAGUUGAAGUGAAGGCCCAGAAUAAAACACUCAAGGAUCUCUUCAACAGUUCUUCGUGUGCAAGGCCACCUUAUACCUGUCCUCAUCCACAAAUUGAAUUUUAUUUAUACACAAGAACAACACAAAAAAAACCAGCAUUAAUUGAUGUUAAAAAUUAUCGUUCACUUGAUUAUACGACAUUUAAUAAUUCUCAUCCGACAAAAAUUAUCAUUCACGGUUUUGGAGGAGGAAGAAAUUUAGCACCAAGUACUGAUCUAAGGAAUGCAUUUUUCAAACGAGGUGAUUACAAUAUAAUAAUUGUUGAUUACGGAACAUUGGUACGUGAACCAUGUCUAUCACAAAUGCAAUGGGGCCCGGAUUUUUGUUCACGUUGUAUUGCUCAGUUAGUGAGAUAUUUGAAACAUCAUCCACGUGGAAUACAAGUAGAAAAUAUACAUGUACUGGGAUACAGUGUUGGUGCUCAUAUUGCUGGCCUUAUUGCAAAUUAUCUACCCGAUGACAAAUUGGGCAGGAUCACAGAUUACAAUUAUAGGUCUAGAUCCAACGAUAUUUUUCUACAUGAAUGGAAACAGAUCGAGGGAUUUGGACGAGACAGAUGCAAAUUUUGUCGAUGUGAUCCAUACUGGAGCUGGAAUACUGGGUCAAUGGGGACCAAAUGGACACGCAGAUUUUUAUGUAAACGGUGGAUCGAGUCAACCGGGAUGCGCAACAGCAUCAAUACUACAGACACUGUCUUGCGAUCACACGAAAGUAACACCAUAUUACAUCGAGUCGAUAACGUCCAAGGCCGGAUUUUGGGCAGCACCAUGUCCAAAUCUCUUCUCAUACCUCAUAGGAUGGUGCAGCCCAGAAGCCCACGAGUGGAUACAGAUGGGCGAGGAUACUCCACAUACCGCACGAGGAGUAUUUUAUCUGUCAACAAACGCACACAAACCAUACGCCCGAGGACUACCAGAAAAAAAUCGAGUCCCGAAAAAACAGAAGCAAUCGUCUUACCGCCAGUAUUAAGUUUACUUAAGCAACUGAUAAACAUAAUCCUCGAAUGAUGCUUCCAAUUUUGUCAAUCAAAAAUCAAACAUUGUACAUAAUUUUACAUGAAUAGCUUUUUUAUUAUAAUUUAAAUAAUCAAAUCCACAUCAAAAGGAAAUAAAUAAUAAGUGAUAGAAAUUAUUAUUUUUUUUUUUAUGUUAACAACAAUAUUUAUUACAUAAUAAUUACGAUAUAAUAAUAACUUCUAUGGAUUUACAAUACAUUGUCGCACUAAUCCUUAUCAUUUUAUUAUUAAAAUGGAAUGAUUACAAUAUUUUUUUUUCUUAUUACAUUCUCUUUUAAUUUUUAAUAAUAUAUCUCGCAAGCUGGCGGCGUUGGGUCAUUUUUCAUAAUUUUUUAUUGUUAAUUUUUAUAUUAAUUUGUUUAUAAUAAAUUCAUUGAAAUAUUUUCAUUUUUUUUUUUUUAAAUCGAGAUUAAGAUUAUACAUUGUCAUCUCGAUAUCGUGCAUCAGGAUAAUUUUUAAAAUUUAAUCAUUUUUUUUUAAGGUAGAAAUUUCAAAAUUACAAACUCACUUUUAUUUAAUUUUUUCAAAGAUUAUUAUUAAUUUUGAAUUUCACCUUCUAUUUAGAUAAUAAUAAUAAUAAUAAUCAGUGUCAGCAGGGUAUUCCAGAGAUUACGGAACUAGGAAUAAACAUAUUUUUUUUUUUUUUUUUAUCAUUUUUUUUUAUACAAUUAAUAACGUACAUUCUACUUGUAAUGAUUAAACACUUUUUCACUUUUUUUUUUAUUUGUUAAAUAAUUUUAUCUCACACCUGUGUGUAACCACAUUUUUAAAAAAUAAAAAUCAGGUCACUGAAUUAACCCAUUUUUAAUAUUACAUCAAAAAAAAAAAGCCUAAAUUAAAAUUAUACUCUCAAUUAUUUUUUAUAUAUUUCAUUGUUUUUUUUUUUAAAUCAAUCUUUUUUUUUCCUUUCUUUAUUUACAUAACUUUCGCACAAACCCAGUUCAUUAUUAUUAUGUUUUUUUAAAUUAAUUAUAAUUUGAAUGAUAAAUAAUGAGCAUGCAUAUUGCUUGAAGUAUGAUGAUGAAAUAAAAUGUAGAUAAAAGAAAAAAAAAAAAUUUCCAGAGGAUGCAGUAAGGCACUUUUUUCAUGACUGUGAAUGAAUCAUCAAAGUGCAUUGAACAUGAUCAAAUUGUAUUGGUGCCUUGGAUGAUAACAACUAGGCUAAACACUCUCUCUAAAUUCUAAAAAAAAAAAAAAAACACUCAGUGUGUUUUUUAAAUAUUUAAAUGUUAUUUUUUUUUGUUUUUCUUUUUUAUUUAUUCAAAUAUCACUGUAUCCUCUGGAAAUAUUUUUUUAAUUACAUCAAAAAAAAAAAAAAUUAUAAACAAUUUAAAUAAAUAAUUAUCACACAUUAAAUUAUAAAUUGUUAUUUUUUAAGUUUUUCUUAGUAUUUUUUUUUUUCCAUUAUUCAUUUAUCGAGAUUACACUCAUACAUAUUCUACUUUAUUUUUAUUUUCUUUUCUAUAACUACAACAUGACUUAUAUACUUUUCGGAUAAUAUUCAUCUUCAUUCUACCAUAAUUUUAUGUUUUAAAUUUUUAUUUUUUCGUUAAUAUUCGUCCACGUCGAUCAACGACAAACCUUGUGCCUAAUGUUUAAUA